AUGUCGCUUAUGGGUCUUCCCAAUGAGCUAUUGCUCGACAUCGCCGAAUUUAUUGAGGCCGAGAAAGAUCUUAGCUCGUUCGUCCGCACCUGUGUUCGCGUUAAUAACGUUAUUUCUGGAUAUCUCUAUCUCAACAAUGUCCGGAAGCAUAAUAAUUCGGCACUACACUGGGCAUCUAGUUUUGGUAUGAUCGAAACAGCUAGAAAGUCGAUCUCCCAAGGCGGCGAUGUCAACGAGACGUUCGAUGGGACUCGCUACAAGGUCCCUCUACGAGCAAGAGGUGCCGGCAAUCAAUCCCCAACGGCCGACGCCGGUCAGAACGGCAACGUGGUCUAUGACAGUUUUCAGAGUAUGAUGGAGUUAUUGCUAUUUUGCAAAAAGAGUACCCCGUUGAUACAGGCAGUGUUGCGGAUGGAUUGCAACUUCAUCAAGUUUAUCUUGGAAGCAGGCGCUGAUCCCAACGUCAAAGCUCACGACGGCUACACAGGGCUUCUGCUGCUCACACGAUGGCAACCUAAUCUGACCGCACUGAAGCUGUUGCUGGAGCAUGGAGCAGAUCCUAAUCUCACGUCUAAUUAUCGUACAUCGCCUAUUGAGCUUGCUGUGUCCGAUAAUCACGAAGAUAUUGUUAGGUUGCUGUUGGAGUAUGGCGCUGAUAAACACUUUGUUGACGCUCGGGGUAUGACGCCGCUGGAGAUAGCUAUGAAACGGGGCCACAACAAGAUUGCUGAUAUGCUACGGGAUUGA
Molecule: messenger RNA, 747 nt
Organism: Aspergillus mulundensis
Lineage: Eukaryota; Fungi; Ascomycota; Eurotiomycetes; Eurotiales; Aspergillaceae
Product: ankyrin repeat domain-containing protein
Exons: 2
Coding region: 1-747 (248 amino acids)
Molecular function (GO): protein binding
Source: RefSeq, a predicted model, not a curated record